AUGUCUACAGUCACAGCAACGGCGCUGCAAAGCGCAUACCCGCCCACAAUACCGCUCGCCUUCAAUUCGAAUCAGCCGAAGACGAUCAGGCUGUACCCGCUGUCCAACUACACAUUUGGCGUGAAAGAGACACAGCCGGAGGAGGACCCGUCGGUGAUCGCGCGACUGAAGCGGUUGGAGGAGCACUACAGCGCGCACGGGAUGCGGCGGACGUGCGAGGGCAUCCUGGUGUGCCACGAGCACAACCACCCGCACAUCCUAAUGCUGCAGAUCGCCAACGCCUUCUUCAAGCUGCCGGGCGACUACCUGCGGCCCGAGGACGACGAGAGCGAGGGCUUCAAGGCGCGCCUGGACGAGCGACUCGCGCCCGUCGGCCGCCUCGGCGAGGGCGAGGAGGCCGGCAGCUGGGAGAUCGGUGACUGCCUCGCCCAGUGGUGGAGGCCCAACUUCGAGACCUUCAUGUACCCCUUCAUCCCCGCGCACGUCACCCGCCCCAAGGAGUGCAAGAAGCUGUACUUCAUCCAGCUACCCGAGAGCAAGAUCCUCAGCGUGCCAAAGAAUAUGAAACUGCUAGCCGUGCCCCUCUUCGAGCUCUACGACAACACGGCGCGAUACGGACCCCAGCUCUCUGCCAUACCACAUCUGCUCAGCCGGUACAACUUCGAGUUCGUGAACGAGAACGGCGAACCCGUGGCUGCGACGCCAGGCUACGGGCCGGAAGGGUUCGUACCGAAAACGAAGGUCCUGUCGGGAGGUGACGAGGACAUGAAAGAUGCGAAGGAGGAGAAUGGCACCAGCUGA
Anthostomella pinea is the source of this 801-nucleotide messenger RNA. The record is from the annotation of a GenBank genome assembly. NCBI's taxonomy places the organism in Eukaryota, Fungi, Ascomycota, Sordariomycetes, Xylariales, Xylariaceae.